Molecule: messenger RNA, 2423 nt
Organism: Coniophora puteana RWD-64-598 SS2
Lineage: Eukaryota; Fungi; Basidiomycota; Agaricomycetes; Boletales; Coniophoraceae
Product: OPT oligopeptide transporter
Exons: 13
Coding region: 218-2314 (698 amino acids)
Biological process (GO): transmembrane transport
Molecular function (GO): oligopeptide transmembrane transporter activity
Source: RefSeq, a predicted model, not a curated record
CGGCGACGCCAUCGAGCGCAGCGGCUCCUUCCUCGGCGAGAAGGCCGCGUCUGAGAGCGACGAGAAGGUAUCCUACGGUAAAGGCGACGUUGAGGCUGUCGCUGAAGUGGACCCCGAGGCCGACGAUGAUACGGUCCUUAAUGACGAGCGCGACAUUGUCACACACGUUAUCACAAUUGACGACGACCCUUCUCUCAACCCAUGGACAUUCCGCUCCAUGUUCAUCGGUCUCGGUCUUUCUUGCUUUGGUGGUGUAUUAGCUCAGAUCUACUACUUUAAGCCUCAAACCAUUCUAGUGUCCCUGAUGUUCUUAGGGGUCAUUUCUUAUGUCAUCGGUUUGUUCAUGGAGACCUUUAUUCCUCGUCAGGGAAUGUUCCGCUUCCUCAACCCUGGGCCCUUCAAUAAGAAGGAGAACGCAUUUGCCGUCAUCAUGGCUAGCGCUGCUGCCAAUUCUGCACUGGCCACUGAAGUCCUUGCGGUUCAGCGCCUUUACUACAACAUCACGCCCAACGCCGGUGCUUCCAUCUUCUUGCUUUUUUCUAGUCAACUCCUUGGAUAUGGCCUCGGAGGCUUGAUGAGACCAAUUCUUCUGUACCCGUCCAAGAUGUUGUACCCUGGUGUCUUGCCCCUACUCUCCAUGUUCGACGCCCUCUUUGAGGGUGGUAAGGCGGCUCGCAAGAAGCUCAAGGUGUUUUACGUGGUUUUCGCAUUCAUUUUUAUUUGGGAGCUAUUCCCAGAAUGGAUGUUCCCUCUUAUAACUGGGUUCUCGAUUAUCUGUCUUGCGGCCCCGAACAGCGCUGCUGUAUCCCGCCUUUUCGGUGGCACGAACGGCAAUGAAGGUCUCGGGAUUCUGUCGCUCUGCCUCGAUUGGCAAUAUGUUUCUGGGGGCACAAACCCAAUGACUAUUCCCCUAAAGGCCCAAUUCUCCAACUUCAUUGGCUACAUUUUAUGCGUCGCGGUUUUCACCGGCGUAUUCUAUAUGAACAUUUGGAAGGCGCAGAAUUUCCCUUUCCUUUCUCAAUUGCUAUUUUACGAAAACGGCACGCAGUACAACCAAACACUCAUCUUGAACUCGAACUAUGAGGUUGACCCGACUCUUCUCGCCGAACAGGGGCUGCCUUGGUACUCCACCACCUGGGUGGUUAAUCUACUGACCACCAACCUCGGCCUUGCUGCUACCUUCACCCACCUGCUACUUUGGAAUUUCGAUGACCUCCGGUCUGCCUGGAGCUGGGCUACACCCUCGGCCAUCAAGCAUUGGUGGGCUCAUGUCAAUUGGAAGUUCUGGCAAAAUGAUGGCAAGCGAGAGUUCACGACUGAAGAGAUCGCCAAUCUCGACCCUCACUACCGGGAGAUGCUCAAGUAUCCGGAUGCUCCCAAUAGCUGGUACUUUGUCACCCUGAUCUGUUCCGUCGUCAUCUCGCUCGUUGUCAUUUACGAGACCAAUUCGACUCUUCCCUGGUGGUCAUAUGUCGUUUCCGUGCUGCUUGCUACCAUCUCUAUCCUGUUCUUCGGUGCACUAUACGCUAUCACUGGCCUUCAGUUCAUCAUCCAGCCGUUUGUCCAGAUGAUCGGUGGAUUCUUGAAUCCCGGUAAACCCAUGGCCAACAUGUACUUCGUGCUCUACAGCUACAAUUCCGUGUCCCAGGCCCAACUGCUGCUUAGGGACCUGAAGAUUGCUCAAUAUGCUAAGCUCCCCCCUCGGGCCGCAUUCACUGCUCAAAUCAUUGGCACCUUGCUCGGUGCUGUUCUCAACUUCAUUUUGAUGAACUCAAUCAUCAAAAACCAGUUCGAGAUUCUGCUAUCUGUGCAAGGAACAAACAUCUGGUCAGGUCAGCAGCCUCAACAGUACAACUCCCAGGCAAUUGCCUGGGGUGGCCUGAGCCAUCAACUCUUCGCCGUUGGUCAGCGUUACCAAUGGGUUCCAUGGGCAUACGUGGUGGGCUUGGUUGUUCCGGUGCCGUUCUGGUUGGUCCACCGCUACUUCCCAAAGCUGAGAGCGGACUACUUGUAUACGCCAGUCAUCUGCUACUACAUUAGUUGGCUAUGUGUGGGAAUCAACUCGUCCAUCUUGUCGUACUUCCUAGUUGCAUUUGUCUCACAAUGGUGGCUUCGUACGCGGUACCCCCGGUGGUUCGCCAAGUACAAUUACAUCGUCGGUGCUGCCCUCGAUGGUGGUACGCAAGUCAUGGUUUUCAUAUUGUCAUUCGCGGUGCAAGGCGCUGCGGGCACGUCCCACCUGUUCCCACAAUGGUGGGGUGCUAACCAGAACGGAAACUACGAUCAUUGCAUGCUGCUCAACACUGGUGACUGAGAUGUUGGCUUCUUCUACAGUUAUAUCUGAGGGCUGUACUAUACACCAAUCGACCGACUCCUGUUCGUAAUAAAAGACCUAUUAACAUUCACUCUAUAUCUCAACCUCC